AUGCAAUAUAUUCAGUUGUGUAUGUCUAAGAAUUUCGUGAAGCGCCGUCCGCUAAGCAACUUGACUGGCUUUGGAUAUCACGCUGUGUGCAUUUGCCUAUCAACUAUUUUCUUGCAGUCGCUGACUGCGUCAUUCCCACUCUCCUUUCUCAGCAGGUUAAGCCUCGCGGAUUACUUCUCUUGGAGUUACGAGUCUGAUGUGGAUCUGCAUCUACACAACUUGUCAGUGCAACGUGUGCGAUAUUGGGAUGUGCAGAAAUCAUUGGAAGGUGGAAAUAGAGAAGAUUUCGCAUGCAAGCCUCUGCUAGACUCACUUAUUACUACGACCACCGGACCUUCGUCGGCGGAGAUCUCCGCUGUAGUGGUCACUUGGGAAGACCAUCCACUGGCUGCUCAAAUGCGAUCGCAACAUACACGACUAAAAUCAGAUAUAUUGGAGAGUAAAUCAACAGACACAAUAGACAAUUCAGCAGUGUAUUAUUACGAAGUGCAGAUCUGGGUACCAGGAUGGGGGCUUGAUGCAUUAUGGAAUCCGGCUAACAAUUUAGUAGUUACAAAAGACCCAUUCUUGGUCCUACAAAACAUACCGACCGAGUAUGAAGUCAAAUAUCGCGUGAGGAUAAAACUCAGGCAAACAGAAAAAAGUCUUUCUGAACUCCUGCCUUCAAUUGACUUUCUUUCUGUUGAGACGGAUGGACCAUGGAGUGACGUCGUAACGCUUUCACCGACAAGAAAAGAUGAAGUUAAAGAAAUUGUGGCACACUUGGCUGGCAACAAGUUACUGCUUGUGCUGCUUACGGUGUGUAUUGGGUCAGGCUGCAUUGUGAUAAUACAAUUGUAUUUCCGACAGUCCCAUCGGCAGCAACAAGUUUCUAAGAUGGAUUCGAGUCCACGCAUACAAUUUAGAAAAAAUCAAAAGAUUACGGAGACUGACGUAGAUAUUGACCUCGGCAAGUCAAUUCCAGAGCUAAUUCGCGAUCUUUGCGACCUUCGUCAGGAGUUGGCGGAUUCUGAAGAUGAAGUGCGAAAGCUAAUGCUACUUAGCGGAUACGGAAUCGAGUCGUUGUCACUGCCUGAGUUGAAGCAGCUUGAAUGCAGAUUAAAGCACACCCUCGAGCGCAUUUCAUUUCUUAAAUUGAUUAAGCAGCGCCGGCGAUAG
Molecule: messenger RNA, 1158 nt
Organism: Plasmopara halstedii
Lineage: Eukaryota; Oomycota; Peronosporomycetes; Peronosporales; Peronosporaceae
Exons: 1
Coding region: 1-1158 (385 amino acids)
Source: RefSeq, a predicted model, not a curated record